AGUUCAUUCAGAUUGACUCACCUUUCUCGCCACCCACCAUGUCCUCCUUUGCUGCUCGCUCUGCUCAGGCUCUCCGCGCCGCGUCUCGCCGUGCCCCGCGUGCGGCCUCAAAGGCUACGAAGCAGGUGCAAGCGGCAUCGUACUCUAUCCUUGCGAGGAAUGCCGUUUCUGCCUCGGCGCGCAGGACCGUCGCUUCUACGCGUGGUAUAAAGACCCUUGACUUUGCCGGCACGAAGGAGGUGGUGUACGAGCGAAGCGAUUGGCCGCUCGCGAAGCUCCAGGCCUACUUCAAGGACGACACCCUUGCCAUCAUUGGUUAUGGCUCUCAGGGCCACGGACAGGGCCUGAACGCUCGCGAUAACGGCCUCAACGUGAUUGUCGGUGUUCGAGAAGGCGGUGAGAGCUGGAAGCAGGCCACCGAAGAUGGUUGGGUUCCGGGAAAGACUCUCUUCCCGAUCGAGGAGGCGAUCAAGCGCGGUACCAUCAUCAUGAACCUUCUCUCAGACGCCGCGCAGUCGCAGACAUGGCCGACCAUCAAGCCUCUCAUCACCAAGGGCAAGACGCUCUACUUCUCGCACGGCUUCUCUGUCGUGUACAAGGAUGACACGCACGUCAUUGCUCCCCCCGACGUUGACGUUAUCCUCGUCGCGCCCAAGGGCUCAGGCCGCACCGUGCGCACUCUUUUCAAGGAGGGCCGCGGUAUCAACUCGAGUAUCGCCGUAUGGCAAGACGUCACCGGCAAGGCGAAGGAGAAGGCGGUCGCUCUCGGUGUCGCGAUUGGCUCCGGGUACAUGUACGAGACGACCUUCGAGAAGGAGGUGUACUCCGACCUGUACGGUGAGCGCGGAGUGCUGAUGGGUGCCAUCCAAGGCCUCUUCCUUGCGCAAUACAAGAUACUGCGCAAGAAUGGCCACACUCCGUCUGAGGCGUUCAACGAGACCGUGGAGGAGGCUACGCAAUCGCUCUAUCCUCUCAUCGGCCAGCAUGGCAUGGACUAUAUGUACAACGCAUGCUCGACCACCGCGCGUCGUGGUGCGCUCGACUGGGCCAAGAUCUUUGAGGAGACGAACCUGCCCGUCUUUGAGCGUCUCUACGAGAGCGUGCGCAAUGGUACAGAGACGCGCCGCAGCCUGGAGUUUAACGGCCGCAAGACGUACCGUGAGGACCUUGCAAAGGAGCUCGCGGAGAUCGACAACCAGGAGAUCUGGAGAGCUGGCAAGGUCGUCCGCUCUCUGCGCCCCGACCAACAGUCGUAAAAUGCGACCGCAAGCCGUAGAGGGCUGUGUGUGGCACUUACUAUCAAAAGCACGUUGAUGCACUCUUAGACCUUGCUUAUAUAGUCUUAUUGCUAGUAUCUGUCUGCUUUAUGAGCAUCGUUGCGGAAUAUUGAACUAUAGGAUCAGCACUGCGAAACGAGAAAUGCAUGACUGAGGUUCUUGAUCUCUUUUCCUAAGAUCAACCGUGCGUUUUGCCUCUAGAGCUGCUCGCUUCAUGAUCGUUAUGUGACUGUACGAUUAGAAACUCUUCUGCGCGUAUGUCUGACCUUCUCGCGAACUCACCUGUUUAGCUUCCGUCUUGUGUUGAUGCGCCCGUGUCCUAGAAUCCGUCCAAUACCAGUGCAAAUCUCAUCAAGC
Molecule: messenger RNA, 1634 nt
Organism: Laetiporus sulphureus 93-53
Lineage: Eukaryota; Fungi; Basidiomycota; Agaricomycetes; Polyporales; Laetiporaceae
Product: acetohydroxyacid reductoisomerase
Exons: 6
Coding region: 39-1256 (405 amino acids)
Biological process (GO): L-valine biosynthetic process
Cellular component (GO): mitochondrion
Molecular function (GO): ketol-acid reductoisomerase activity
Source: RefSeq, a predicted model, not a curated record